This is a messenger RNA of Triplophysa dalaica, 2785 nucleotides long. It is a transcript of the gene tardbpb, whose product is annotated as TAR DNA binding protein b. The record is from RefSeq and is a predicted model, not a curated record. Gene Ontology annotation, molecular function: RNA binding. Gene Ontology annotation, cellular component: nucleoplasm. Lineage: Eukaryota; Metazoa; Chordata; Actinopteri; Cypriniformes; Nemacheilidae. Gene Ontology annotation, biological process: regulation of gene expression. The transcript is spliced from 6 exons. The coding region runs from base 307 to 1533 and encodes 408 amino acids.
CCUUCAUGACUGAGGUAAUGCCAUCUUGAUACGAAAACAGUGUUGCGUGAGUUGUAUAAACAAAAUAUUUUCGUCGUAUUGUUGCUUACAGAAAGCGGAAUUGUUUUAUUUUGAUUAGCGCAUAUGAAACUUAAACGGAAGAGGGAUAUAAUUAUCCACUUCGAGGUUUAUUAACUGGCUCAUUCUUCCCGGGAGCCACAUUUUAUUUUCGGAAAGAGAAAAGCUGCUGCUGCUGGUUGCGUUAACAAAGGACUAACGUAACGUUAUUUGGAUCCGAGUAGUCGUUUAUUGCUCGAUUGAGAAGAGAUGGCGGAGAUGUACAUUCGCGUCGCGGAGGAGGAGAACGAGGAACCGAUGGAGAUACCAUCAGAGGACGACGGCACGGUGUUGCUGUCCACGGUGGCCGCUCAGUUUCCAGGAGCGUGCGGCCUACGCUACCGGAGCCCCGUUUCUCAGUGCAUGAGGGGAGUGCGUCUCGUGGACGGAAUUCUGCACGCCCCCGAGAACGGCUGGGGAAACUUGGUCUACGUGGUCAAUUAUCCUAAAGAAACCAUACUCCCAGAUAAUAAGAGGAAGAUGGAGGAGAUUGAUGCUUCAUCUGCUACAAAGAUCAAGAGAGGUGACCAGAAAACGUCAGAUCUGAUCGUGUUGGGUUUGCCUUGGAAAACUUCAGAGCAAGAUUUAAAGGACUACUUUAGUACGUUUGGGGAAGUCAUCAUGGUGCAGGUUAAACGGGAUGUGAAGACUGGAAAUUCGAAAGGAUUUGGAUUUGUAAGGUUUACAGAGUGGGAGACUCAGACUAAGGUGAUGUCACAGCGGCACAUGAUUGAUGGCAGGUGGUGUGACUGCAAACUGCCAAACUCAAAGCAAGGUCCUGAUGAGCCAAUGAGGAGCCGGAAGGUGUUUGUAGGGCGUUGCACUGAGGACAUGACAGCCGAUGAGCUUCGUCAGUUCUUCAUGCAAUAUGGGGAGGUCACAGAUGUCUUCAUUCCCAAACCCUUCAGAGCGUUUUCUUUCGUCACCUUUGCAGAUGACCAAGUCGCUGCGUCGCUGUGCGGAGAGGAUCUGAUCAUCAAAGGAGUCAGCGUCCACAUCUCUAAUGCAGAGCCAAAACACAAUAACACUAGGCAGAUGAUGGAGCGGGCAGGGCGCUUCGGGAACGGGUUCGGGGCUCAGGGUUUUGGAGGAAACCGUAGCGCCAUGGGGGCUAGCUCCAGCAGUAUGGGGAAUUUUGGAAAUUUCAACCUUAACCCGGCCAUGAUGGCUGCCGCCCAGGCUGCCCUGCAGAGUAGCUGGGGCAUGAUGGGAAUGUUAGCUCAGCAGAAUCAGUCUGCAGCGUCCGGCACCAACACGAGUGGCACGAGCACCGCUCGGGACCAAACCCAGUCAUACAGCUCAGGAAACAGCAACUACAGCAGCAGCUCUGCCGCUCUCGGUUGGGGCUCCGGGUCUAACUCGGGCACCCCUGGUAGUGGGUUUAACUCAAGCUUUGGUUCUAGUAUGGAGUCAAAGUCAUCGGGGUGGGGUAUGUAAGUUGUGUUUUGUUUUCGGUUUUGAAGUGUUGGUAUUUCUAGUUUGUCUGGUAAGUAUUUUACCAAGAGACUUAUCUCGUCACGUUUGUUUGGGAGCGGGGAUGGGUGAAAAGGGAGUUUGGAGACAAAAAAAAUAGAAUGUUUUGUACAUUGAAUGCUAUUUAGUGUUUGGAGUGAGAUGUUAACCAGAGUGUUACUCUAAUGUGUAUCAUCUUUGGUGUUAUGUUUUCCCCAAUGUUGUAUUGUCUUGGUUGAUGCAACCGAAACAUUUCAACUGGAUUCUUAUAAUGCAUGUGAUAUAGCAAAAAAAUGCAUGAAGAAUUGCAUCGUCAUUAAAGGACAUUUAUCGUUACGUUGAAAGAAAGGAACUUGCAUUUGAAAGAAUCUGGUUGAAAACAUUUUCCGUUGAACUUGAUUUCAGUCUAGUUGUAUGGAAAUACUUAAAAACAAGCCUUCAUCAAAAUCUCUUCUGCAGUUGACAUCUGAGGUUUGCCUGGGAAGAGCGCCCUCUAUGGCAGCACAGUGUGGCUGAGGUCACUAUCUCACCUUCCUCCCCAUGUCUGUAUGCUUUCAUCGCACGGCUCGAUGACACGGUGGGUGUCCACUUUUUUAAAAUCCACAUUUAUGACAAGAACUGCGCAGAAAGUGAAGUUUUUUUAAACAACCCUUGAGUGCGAUUGGUGAUGGCGAAGAGUGAGAAGUCUGCGAGUGAGCAAAGAGAGAGAAAAAGUGUGGAGCGCACGAAGCAAAAAACUUGCGAAUGCGAUGAAAGAGCCGAAUUUUGACUGCGUUGGUGAGCGUGUGUAUGAGAGCUGCUGAAUCUUCCCAGCGUCCCAUUAAUUGAGCCCAAAAUGACGGACACUUAGUUCACAUGUACCUCAAGGAUUUAUUUGGUCUUCCUAGGUCCCCUAUUUUGCUUUUCUCCUCUAGUAUACUGACUUUUGUGCUUAAAUUGUUGAAUGUUGUGAUGAUGCAUAUUUUUGUCUUGCUUCUAUAAUCCCAUCUGAAUGCCGUACGGUGUGUGUGCUUUAUUUCCUUGUAACUUGACCUGAAAGUGUGAACUUUGAUGUGGAUGACAUCUUCAGUGGACACUGAGGGGGGGAAACGUGAGUGAUUGUGCAAGUGCGACCUGUAUGUUGAGUGCUGUGGAUGUCUGUGGAAGUCCUCUAGAUAAUGUUGCUCAGUGUUUUCAAAGGCAUUUUAUAUGACUUGUCAAAUGAAGGGAGUGCUUCAAUAAAACUAAUUUGAAUAGA